Molecule: messenger RNA, 1035 nt
Organism: Prunus armeniaca (apricot)
Lineage: Eukaryota; Viridiplantae; Streptophyta; Magnoliopsida; Rosales; Rosaceae
Source: the annotation of a GenBank genome assembly
AUGGCGUCAAGUUUUGAUCGGUGGGAGAAAGAUCCAUUUUUCUCGGCGGCCGAGGAAGUUCAAGAAUCCGCAGACAGGAUGGAAUCUACAUAUAGAACAUGGAUUCAUGCCAAGAAAGACACUUCCAGUAUGUGGGAUCCCGAGGAACUUCACAGGGAUCUCCGUACAACCCUUGGAACUACCAAAUGGCAGUUGGAGGAGUUUGCGCGAGCUGUCAGGUCAAGUUAUGCUAGAAGCUCAUGUGAAGAUGCAAGAGACAGGCACCAUGAAUUCAUUGUUGCCAUUGAGGACCAGAUUUCCAAAAUUGAAAUCUCAUUACGGGAAGUUGCCCUUUCUGAAGGCAAGGCUUCUCAACCUUGGGUGCGUUUGGAUGAAGGGGAGUGCAAUGAGCUUGCAUUUUUUCUUUCCGGACCAUCUGCAUCUAAAGAGAGGGUUAUUGCUUUGAGUAACGACAGGGAUAGUGAAAACCUACGAGGGACAGAUAAAGAAUCGGCACCAGGUUGUUCGAAGAAUUCAUGUGGUUCAGCCGAGUAUGGUUCCCAGAAGACUAGGGAGGAGAAGCCACACGGGCAUAGGAGGACAGCUAGUGCUAGUGCUGACAUUGGUGUUUGGAAGAUUGCAGUUUUUGACGAUGCAUACUUACCAAGUUCUUCUGCGAUGAUGGUUGAGCAACCUGUACGAAAGAUUCCCAGUUUCUCUGGGUUUAUUAGUUCCAUGGAAACCGCAUCAAAGUUGAAGUGGUCAAAGAAUGGUUUUAGGAAGUGGAAGGCAGUGGACCGUCAUGAAGAUGCUGAUGCUGCAUUGUUGCCAUCUUCUCAGUUGUCUAGGGGCAUCAAUGCUUGUUAUGAAAAAAGUAAGAGUUGUUUGGAUAGUUGCGACGACUGUUAUGAUAAACCAUUGUAUGGCUGGUACGGAGCUAUUCAGAGACAACUUCAAAGGUCUCAGUACUACGUGCAAUAUAGUUGGCCUGCCCGUGUAGCUUUUUGGAUUGCUCUUGUUUGCUUGAUUGUUUUAAUUGCAUUGCGUGCUAUCUGA